AUGGCUUCCCCACCUGCCAACGGGCCCUGGUCCUCGAGCGGCGGAUCAUCGUCCCCGCGAAAAAAGUCCCGAUGGCUCAAUUCGCGCAGCAAGGGUUAUACGUCGCUACAAGAUACUCCUUCAGACGGAGAUCCUGAAGCAAUAGUAGACGACCGCUCCCAUCCUCAACAUCAUGCCGAAGACGAUGGAUUUCGUGGUGAUAACGCCGAUACAACACCGGCCAGCGGAGACGGAUCUUCGAGCGACGAGGACGCCAAUGUGAAACUAUUGCCGAACAAGAAACAACUUUCUUCCAAGGCGCCAAGCCAACAGACACCUGCGGCUGCAGGCGAAGAAACACAAUUCAUUGACGUACCUCGCGAACAACGCAAUGUGGGCGAUCGCAUCGAACGACUUCUCAGGUCGGAACGGAACGCGCUGUCAGAUUCAUUCAAUACAGACCUUGAAGACGCAGACUCACUGGAUAAUUCACUCAUUCUCAGCGACGAUGAAGAUGACGGGUAUGGUGUGCCAUUGGAUAAGGGUGACCGAGACAAAUGGGAGAGACAGAGGCGCAUCAAGCGUGGUUACUGUGGCUCUGUCUGGAGGAGAUGUUUUCGUGUGCAAUCGUGGUGGCAGAUCUUUUUCUUGGUCUCGAUUGGUCUGGUGAUGAUGUGGCUUGCGAUGAAGGGUCUAAGAAGGUUCCGUCGUGGAAAAGCAGCAACGGAAUACCGGCCUCUGCCUUGGUAUCCAACCCCGCUUGGUGGGACGAGUGAGAAGUGGCAUGAAAGUUAUUCGAAAGCCGAGGAUCUGGUGGGGGAAAUGUCCCUUCUUGAGAAGGUCAAUAUCACGACGGGGACGGGCUGGCAGAUGGGUCUUUGCGUUGGGAAUACGGGCCCCGCAGAGCGGAUGAAUUUCCCUUCCCUUUGUCUCCAGGAUGGCCCACUAGGCCUGCGAUAUGCCGAGAAUAUCACCGCAUUUCCCGCAGGUAUCACUACCGGAGCAACAUGGAACCGUAAGCUCAUGUGGGCCCGAGGCUUUGCGAUGGGAUUAGAAGCCAAGUUGAAAGGCGUAAAUGUUCUUCUCGGCCCGUCCAUGGGGGCUUUGGGAAUGAUGCCGGCAGGCGGUCGAAACUGGGAGGGAUUCGGGUCUGAUCCAAUCCUGCAGGGAGUUGCAGCAGCAGAGACAAUCCGAGGCAUUCAGCGUAACGGGGUGAUGGCGACUGCAAAGCACUUCGUGCUGAAUGAACAGGAACACUUCCGUCAGCCAAAUGCGUGGGGCAUUCCCUCCGCUCUGUCAUCCAACAUCGAUGACCGCGCAUUGCACGAAGUCUUCAUCUGGCCAUUCGCUGAAAGCGUGCGUGCAGACGUGGCGAGUGUCAUGUGCUCCUAUCAGAUGGUCAACAAUAGUUAUGCCUGUGAAAACAGCAAGCUUCUCAACGGUAUUCUCAAGGACGAGCUCGGUUUUCAAGGUUUCGUACAGUCCGACUGGCUCGCCCAGCGGUCCGGCGUCCACAGUGCCUUGGGUGGCUUGGACAUGAGUAUGCCCGGUGAUGGCCUCAUUUGGGCCGAUGGCAACUCGCUCUGGGGCAGUCAGUUAACCCGUGCAGUGCUAAAUACGUCUGUCCCCAUCGACCGAUUGAACGACAUGGUCAGUCGCAUUGUGGCGGCCUGGUAUCACUUUCGCCAAGACUCAUGGGAACUUCCUCCGCCAGACGGUGAAGGCGGUCCAAACUUUUCAUCAUGGACCCAUGACCGUAUUGGUCAUCUUUAUGAAGGGAGCCCUGGGGAUGAAACGACCGGCGUGGUCAAUCACUUUGUUAACGCGCAGGGACAUGGAGAGCAUGCGCACUCUCACAUUGCCCGUAAGGUGGCUGCUGAAGGCACUGUCCUUCUUAAGAACACCAAUGGCACGUUACCGCUCUCCCGUGAGAUUUCCAAACCCGGUGGUAAAUACCGAGUCGGCAUCUAUGGGGAGGAUGCCGGUCCUGGUAAAGGACCCAAUGCCUGUCCAGACCGUGGCUGCAACCAAGGCACUCUCGCUGAGGGCUGGGGUAGCGGAGCAGUCAACUUCCCCUACCUGGUCAGUCCAUGGGAAGCUCUUGAAUCAGCGUGGCCCUCGAAUACAGUGGAUACUCAAGGCUACCUGACAAAUAACGUUGCGAUCGAAGAUCUGAUACAUCAGGAUCUGUGCUUGGUUUUCGCCAACUCUGAUGGGGGAGAGGGGUUCAUCGAGUACGAGGGCAUUGCUGGAGACCGAAAUGAUCUGCUCCUGCAGAAAAAUGGGGCCCAUCUCGUGGAAACCGUAGCUAAGAACUGCGGCGGGGGGCAGGGGAGAACAGUGGUCAUCGUUCAUGCCGUCGGUCCUGUCGUGAUGGAGUCCUGGGUUGAUCUACCCGGAGUGCACGCCAUCAUCUACGCAAAUCUACCCGGUCAAGAAAGCGGCAAUGCCCUGAAAGAUGUGCUGUUCGGGGAUGUCGAUGCCAGUGGCCGACUGCCCUACACCAUCGGUCGCAGUCUUGAAGACUAUGGUCCUGGCGCUCAAGUGCUUUACGAGACGCACGAUUCUGUCCCGCAAGUCAAUCUCAACCAAGCUCUGUACAUCGACUACCGAUACUUCGAUCGAUAUAACAUCACUCCGCGGUUCGAGUUUGGCUUCGGCCUUUCUUACACGACCUUCAACUUCUCUUCUCUUCACAUUGAACCCCUGAUGCCGAAAUCACGCUUUCCUUCUUCACGUCCUAAAGAUGAAUACGAACCGCCCGUCUACGACAACUCACCUGAAUCUCCAAUCAUGACCAUGGUACCACCCUGGCUCCGCGUUAUCCCCAAAUACAUAUACCCCUAUCUCACCUCCCUCUCGGGAACCGACCCGGGCGAUUAUCCCUAUCCAGAUGGCUACAACGACAAGCAGCCCCCAUCCCCGGCAGGCGGCGGACCGGGCGGCAAUCCAUUCUUGUACGAGGCCAUGCUCGAGCUCUCCGUGAACGUCACCAACACCGGUGCCCGAGCAGGCCAAGAGGUCAUCCAGGUCUAUGUUUCCUUCCCGGAUAAUGUGGUCGAACAUCGCAGUUUGCAGCAUUGGACUCGCGAAGCGAUUGAUUUUCCUGUUCGUGUCCUGCGCAACUUUGAGAAGGUCUCUCUUCAGCCUGGUGAAACUACCACCGUCAAUAUGACCCUGUCCCGGAAGGAUCUCAGUUACUGGAGCGUUCGCUCCCAGAAUUGGAUCUUGCCUACCGAGGGUAGCUUCCGGAUUUGGGUCGGGAGGAGCUCGAGAGAUUUGCCUCUUGUCGCUGAAUUUUAG
Penicillium lagena is the source of this 3282-nucleotide messenger RNA. Its product is annotated as beta-glucosidase. The coding region runs from base 1 to 3282 and encodes 1093 amino acids. The transcript is spliced from 3 exons. The record is from RefSeq and is a predicted model, not a curated record. Lineage: Eukaryota; Fungi; Ascomycota; Eurotiomycetes; Eurotiales; Aspergillaceae. Gene Ontology annotation, molecular function: beta-glucosidase activity. Gene Ontology annotation, biological process: glucan catabolic process.